AUCGAACCCAACCCGUGUCUGUUCGUGUUAUGUUCCUGCUGUGUUUGUGUUGAGUUUCAGCACACAGGGAGAGAUAGAGAGAGAGAGGCAGAGGGGAGUCUUUUGACACCCUAUUUCAAACGCACGAACCUACAAAUGAGAAGAGUUUGAACUGGUAAAAGCAAGCAAGGGCUAGUGUUUUUCACUCUGCCUUUUUCGCAAACAUUUAGUAUGCGUCACUAGUUCUGGAGAGCUUCUUGUUUACUUUGAAUAGGAGUGAACUUUUAGAUAUACCCGGAUGGCAUGGACGGAAAAAGAUGUCAGUAAUGGCAGAAAGAGAGACCCAAUUCAAGAAAAUGGUUUUUUGAAGGGGCCACAAUCUUCUCCUGGUACCAAUGGCUCUCCCGUGGCUAUUGCUUCAGCACAACAGGGGUUUGAAGGGAAGGAUAAUCUCUCUUAUGCAAAUAUUCUCCGAUCAAGGAACAAGUUUGUUGAUGCUCUUGCACUCUAUGACCUUGUUUUGGAGAAAGAUAGUGGCAAUGUUGAGGCUCACAUUGGGAAAGGAAUAUGCCUGCAGAUGCAGAACAUGGGAAGGCCUGCUUUUGACAGUUUUGCAGAAGCCAUCAAGUUGGACCCGCAAAAUGCAUGUGCCCACACACAUUGUGGUAUACUGUACAAAGACGAGGGACGCCUGGUAGAGGCUGCCGAGUCAUACCAAAAGGCGUUGAGUGCGGACCCUUCUUACAAACCAGCUGCAGAGUGCCUAGCAAUUGUUCUAACAGAUCUUGGAACCAGCUUAAAGCUAGCUGGCAACACUCAAGAGGGAAUUCAGAAGUAUUAUGAAGCCUUAAGAAUAGAUCCUCAUUAUGCUCCAGCAUAUUACAACCUUGGUGUUGUCUACUCUGAAAUGAUGCAAUAUGAUACGGCACUUAGUUGCUAUGAGAAGGCUGCUUUGGAGAGGCCUCUGUAUGCUGAAGCAUACUGCAAUAUGGGUGUCAUCUAUAAAAAUCGUGGUGACUUGGAGUCAGCCAUUGCUUGUUAUGAGAGGUGUCUUGCCGUGUCACCAAAUUUUGAGAUUGCAAAGAACAAUAUGGCAAUAGCCUUGACAGAUUUAGGAACAAAGGUUAAAUUAGAGGGUGACAUCAAUCAAGGUGUGGCGUAUUACAAGAAGGCUUUGUAUUAUAAUUGGCACUAUGCUGAUGCUAUGUAUAAUCUUGGGGUUGCUUAUGGCGAAAUGCUUAAAUUUGACAUGGCAAUUGUAUUCUACGAGCUUGCUUUUCAUUUCAAUCCCCAUUGUGCUGAAGCAUGCAACAAUUUGGGAGUGAUAUACAAAGAUCGAGACAAUCUUGAUAAAGCUGUAGAGUGUUAUCAGAUGGCUUUAUCAAUUAAACCAAACUUCUCCCAGUCUCUGAACAACCUUGGUGUUGUCUACACUGUCCAGGGUAAAAUGGAUGCUGCGGCAAGCAUGAUUGAAAAAGCUAUUGUUGCUAAUCCAACAUAUGCUGAAGCAUAUAAUAACUUAGGGGUUCUCUAUAGAGAUGCUGGCAACAUCUCUCUGGCUAUCGAAGCUUAUGAGCAAUGUCUCAAGAUAGACCCUGAUUCUCGUAAUGCAGGCCAG
Pistacia vera is the source of this 1597-nucleotide messenger RNA. RefSeq names its product probable UDP-N-acetylglucosamine--peptide N-acetylglucosaminyltransferase SPINDLY. Gene Ontology annotation, molecular function: protein binding. The transcript has 10 exons. The annotation marks the transcript as partial. The record is from RefSeq and is a predicted model, not a curated record. Lineage: Eukaryota; Viridiplantae; Streptophyta; Magnoliopsida; Sapindales; Anacardiaceae.